Molecule: messenger RNA, 4885 nt
Organism: Xenia sp. Carnegie-2017
Lineage: Eukaryota; Metazoa; Cnidaria; Anthozoa; Malacalcyonacea; Xeniidae
Product: fibronectin type III domain-containing protein-like
Exons: 22
Coding region: 333-4688 (1451 amino acids)
Molecular function (GO): protein binding
Source: RefSeq, a predicted model, not a curated record
AAAUGGUUUCUUGCAGAAAACUCCUGAUGAAGAGAAGCUACGUGUGUUGAAGACUAAAGUCAGCAAAGUGAUGCCUUGAAAUCUUAAAAGAGAACUUAGUUUUUUCAUUGGAGAAGUUUUGUGAAGAUGCCGAAACUGAAAUCAAAAUGCAGUUGAUCUUUGGGUCUAUCGAUUAGGAUUGGGAAUUGAGUUAGAAUUAGGGAUAAGGGGUUCAAGGUCAUGUAAAUGUAAAGCCAGGGUAAGUCUUGUAAUAUGAUCAGUGCAUAAGUGAGGUGCGGUCAAAUUCAAGAUGGCGUCAAUUUGUUUAUUUUUUAGCGGCUAGUCAGUGCGUUAUGAGGGAAAAAAAUGCUAUGUGGAUUAAUUUGUUGACGUCUAUGAGUUUUCCUAAGAAAAGUUCUACAAAAAUGAUUUGGGUACUUUUCUCUGUUGUCUUUUUGGCAUUCGCAUCGACAGGCAACACUCAGGAACAAAAACCACAGCUGAUUACUACUGAAAUUAGAGACUACUAUGGUUACAUAAAAGACUUUGAAGGAUUUUUAUGCCAGGCAAAAGGAACAAAUCUCAAAUACAGAUGGCAACAUAAUGACCUUGUAGUGGAUCCUGAUUACAUUCUCAAGUUUCCAGUUACAAACUCUUCAACACUGAGACCUAUUAUUGGAUAUGUUGACAAAAGUUAUGAUGGUUUUUACCAGUGUUUUGUCAGCAACUCCAUUGGGACCAUCUUUGGACGGAAACACAUCGUGCAGUUUACAAUUGUUGGUGAAUUUCUUGAUGCUUCAAGUAAAACUUCUAAUGUAAAUGGUGAAGUGGGCUCACCAUUCAUGAUAGAUUGUCCACCUCAUCAAGAAAGUCAGCGGGUCACCUAUAGAUGGUGGUAUGACGCUGAUGGUGAAAGUUCACCAUUACCUGCUAAAGAACAUUAUUUUGUUUUACAAAAUGGAACAUUGGUUUUUUCUAUUCUCCGCGAUACAGAUGUUGACUUUAUCAAAAUUAAUAAUGGAAUUUUUUGUCAAAUCAGUGCCAAAGUUGACGAUGAUCGUACUUCACGUGACAGUAAGAAAAUUAUCAUUGUAAAGACAACUACAGUUACACCAACACGAAGAAGACCAAACAUAAUAACAGACAUUGGAAGUAAAACUAUAGAUAUAAAUACACAGUCUUUAACAUUGAAGUGUUUUGCUGUGGGAUAUCCUCAGCCAAAGUUAAAGUGGUACAGAAUUAAUAGCAUUGACAAUGCUGAAGAAUUAAUAACUAAUGGAAAAGAUUUCAGGCUUGCACGUUACAACCAGCAUUUGACUAUACCAAAUGUGGCAGACGGUAAAGCUGGAAAAUAUCGAUGUAAGGCAGAGAAUUCUGAAGGAACAGCUGAGAAAGAUGGAGUGGUGACUGUUGCAGAACAGCCUCAAUGGAUGACAAAUGGUCAGUUAAAAGAUACAGAACCACCUCUCUACAGCCGUUUGACAUGGUCCUGUGGUGCAUUUGGUGGAGUGAAAUAUUCUUGGUUCAAAGACGGAGUUGAUUUAUCCGGAAAAACUGGAAGCGGUCGGAUAGUCAUAGAUGAUAGAAAAAACGAAGGAAUAUCUUACUUUACAAUUACAAAUGUGACAGACCUAGACAAUGGAAUGUAUCAAUGCACAGCAGCUAAUGAACUGGAUAUUCUUUACUCCAGCGCCCGAUUAAAAGUAUUUGAGAAGAAACCUGAAUUCAAGCAAGAAAUGGGUCCUGUAACUCUAAUUGAAAAUACCACUGGUAUCAUUAUAUGUCCUGUUUUUGGUUCUCCUUUACCGAAAGUCACGUGGAAAAAGAAUGACUUGAUCGUUUUGAGGGAUGGAGUGGGUGUUGUACGACCGGGCGCCGAUAAAUCCCGCUAUACACUUAGUAGUAAUCAAUUCGAUCUGUUGAUCUCUAAUGUGCAAAAAAGUGAUGAAGGUUCAUACAGUUGUCGUGCUGUGAAUCGUCAAGGUUCUGUUGAAGGAUUCAGUGUUGCAAAAGUCGGCAAGGGCAUUUCAUGGGUAAACGUUCCAGUAAGUAAUGACAAUGUUACCGUUUCUUUUCGUUUUGAACUGGACUGUGAAGCAGAAGGCGACGAUAGUUAUGAAAUCAAGUAUCGUUGGUUACGUAAUGGUUUACCGCUGCAAUAUAGCGCCCGUAUUCACUGGGUGAAGGAAGCUUACAGGCUGGUUGUACUGGACGCAAUAGUGGAUGACACUGGUACCUAUACUUGUAUUGCAUCAGCAGAAACACCGCUGUACAUUGAAAGGAGGAAAGAUGUUGAGAUCAUUGUCAAAGCACCUGCCAACCCCCCUGACAUUGUUAGAGUUGAGGGCAGUUGUUGGGAUAAAAGUGCUAGUUUAACAUGGCGAGUUGGAGCAUUAAACAAUGAAGAAGUUUAUGCAUACUUCAUUGACUGGACGACUGCUUAUGACCGCACUACGUGGACACGUCUUGUCAGAAUUUCAGAAUAUGAAAACCUAAGGUCGUAUAAACUGGACUUUACUAAACUUCCAGCGUAUUCACAAAUAUCCUUCAGAGUCUCCGUGUUCAACCGCAUUGGAACAGGGGACACCAGUAUCCCAACAAAUCCCUCGGAUUGCAUCACUAAGCCAGCUGCUCCAUCACGCUCACCUUCCGAAAUUAAGGGUGUUCCAGGAAAGAUAAACGAGUUGAGGCUAGAAUGGAUUCCCGUACCACAGACUUAUUGGGGAGGUCCUGGUUUUAAUUAUACCGUGCAAUGGCGUCCUCGUACGGCAUCAAGAAAUCUCCAAGCUGACUGGACUGAUUCUGAUGUUGUUACAGCUAAACACUUAGAUGGCAACAAGAAUUCUGUGACUGUAAUGAAUCCUGGUGAUAACGUUGAAUGGGAGUUUAGAAUUUUGGCUUCGAAUGCCGAGGGUCAAGCACCAAGCUGGACGUACGGUUCCUCGUUCUCUGGUCAGAAUGCUCCAAUAUCAAAACCAAUGGGUCUUACUCCAGAUCGAGUCACUGCAAGAUCAGCAGACAUUAGCUGGGGGCGAGUGACAGCAGAGAGAAAUGGAACUAUAAAAGGAUACAAGAUCCAAUACUGGCAAGGUGGCAUUGGAAUGAAUAUUGAGUACGAUAUGAACCCACCAAAUCAUACGUUGAUGGAUCUCGAGGAUAUUAAGAUACAAGAAAAUGAGCUUAUUGAACGUUACAGACAAAAACGCGAUGUUGACGCGCUCGAUAAAGCAACACGAAAUCUUCGUAAAAGGGACACGAGAAAAUCACAGGUAGCCAAAGCACUCACGAAACGUGAUGUAAAAAGUUCAAUAGUUGAACGAUAUUUGUCGGACAUUGCACGAAGUGUGAGCAAGCGUGAUACACGUUUUGUGAACGUUGCACGUGUUCGAACGAAACGUGAGGAUGAAGGCGAAGAUACAGAAAGAGAGGAUCCCCUAGAUCUCUGCUUCGAUCCAAGUAAGCCAUGUUAUCAAGAUGCAAGAGAUAAAGAAUCGCAACUUAUAAAUUUGACACCAUACAAAACUUAUCAUGUUCGCAUUGCUGCAUACAAUAGCGGAGGACUGGGUCCAUGGUCUGAUGAAUUGAUUUUUAACACAGCUGAAGCACCCCCCGGUCCACCUUAUGCUGUCUUCACGUACCCAUACGACAAAUAUUGUAAAAUCACGUGGAAGCGACCUCGUCAUGAGAACGGUAUAAUUCGAGGUUAUCAAAUUUACGGUAAAGGAAUAACUCGAACAAAUGUUUCUUGGUAUGAAAGAAGAUAUAUUAUUUGGGGUUUAAGCCCUAAUAAUGUGUACGAGGCAAAGAUUCGAGCAAACACAAACACUGGAUGGGGUGUUCCUGUCUUCAGAUGGUUUCAAACACAUUCUGCAGAAAAACCAGCCAAACCUCUCACGCCUGAGGUCGUGGGAUAUGGUCCGAAUGGUGUAAAUGUGACCUUCUUGGAACCCGAACCCAAAACUCUCCAGAAAUAUGGCGGCGAGAUGGACGAAGAUCCAUGGGAAUUACGACCUGUAGGGGGCUUUGAAAAUGAACACAAAGGUGUCGGGGGGUACCCUGAGACAUUUUAUGUUGUGUAUCGUCGUAAGGGGAGCUCACGUUUGGAAAGAACAGAAGAGAGACAGUUGUAUGGUCCUCGUGAGCAGACUUGGAUUGUUAUUGAAAAUCUUGUGGCGGACACUUUGUACGAAUUUGCUACGAUUCCUAAAAAUGAGAAAGGGGAAGGACCUCAGAGUGAAUGGGCUGUUGGUUUGACUGGAGGAAUUAUUCCAAGAAUCCAGAAAUUGUAUUGGUAUCAGCGAGAUUGGUUUGUGUCGCUUAUUAUUUUAACGUGUGCAGCGAUGGCAUUGUUUCUAGUCAUUCUUUGUACGACAUCUCAUCUUAAAAAGAUUUACUAUGAAGGUGCUCCUAAACGACGUAAAGAAAGAAUAAGACAGAAAAUUUAUGAACCGGAAGAUGUUGAUGGAGGUUUUCGUGAUUUUACAUUGACGUCAGCCAGAAGUUCAACUGUCGUGACCAGCCGAAGCGAUGCUCCUCCUUCAUAUUGGGACGUUGCCAGUUUGAGUAAACACUCAAGAGACGACGAUGAUGAAGAUGACUCUGACGAUGAAAAACAUGAGUUAGGUACGUAUUACUCAGAUGAGAAAAAGUUGCCUUUGGAUGAUCUGGAUGAGGAAGAUGAGAACACUUCAUUGGCCACGUUUGUGUAAACAACUUGGAACAAGAUAAGAUGCUUUUUUGUCUAGUGAAAAUGAACGUUUCAAAAUUGUGGAUAAUCUACUUUUCAUCUUUUUAUACAUGUAUUUUUUUUCUGACUUUGCAACCUAUUUGGAGUUCUUACUUCUUAAGAAAUAGAUUUCUAACGAUGUAAUUAAUUUCUAUCACCAUAAAAUUAGCUACGUUUAAA